This is a messenger RNA of Penicillium cinerascens, 1050 nucleotides long. RefSeq names its product zinc-dependent alcohol dehydrogenase family protein. Gene Ontology annotation, molecular function: oxidoreductase activity; zinc ion binding. The record is from RefSeq and is a predicted model, not a curated record. The transcript has 3 exons. Bases 1 to 1050 code for a protein of 349 amino acids. Lineage: Eukaryota; Fungi; Ascomycota; Eurotiomycetes; Eurotiales; Aspergillaceae.
AUGACGGUCACCAAACUCCCCAAGACCAUGAGGGCUCUCCAGUACUCCGAGCCACUGAAGUAUGGCCUCGUUGAGCUGCCUCUGCCCGAAGUGCGCGAGAACGAUGUCCUGAUCAAGGUCAAGGCCUGCGGUGUCUGCGGCACGGACCUGCACAUCCACGAGGGUGAAUUCAUCGCCAAGUUCCCUCUGGUUCCCGGCCACGAAACAGUCGGCGUCGUUGCCGCCGUGGGGACCAAAGUCAAAGACUUUCAGAUCGGGGAGCGCGUCGUCGCAGACAACUCCGAGCUGUGCGGUGUCUGCUUCUACUGCCGCCGCGGCGACGAGCUGUUCUGCGAGGACUUCCAGGCUCACGGUGUUACCAUGAACGGCGGUUUCGCGGAGUACUGCGCCUACCCGGCCGGCCGCGUCUUCAAGAUCAAGAACCUGUCCGAUAUCGACGCAACUCUCCUCGAGCCUGCCUCCUGCGCCGCUCAUGGCCUGGACAAGAUCGCUCCCAAGAUGGGCUCGUCCGUCCUCAUCUUCGGUGCUGGUCCCACCGGCCUUGUGCUGGCUCAGAUGCUUCGCCAGUGCGGUGGUUGCCGGGUCGUCAUUGCUGCCCCUGGUGGUUUGAAGAUGGACAUUGCGAGGAACCUCGGUGCCGGUGAUGAAUACAUUGAGCUCUCCCGCACGGAUGCUUCUCCUCAAUACAACAAGUUGAAGGCCGAUAAUCCAUACGGCUUCGACAUUGUCGUUGAGGCCACCGGGAGUGUCAAAAUCCUGGAGGACUCGAUCAAUUAUGUCCGUCGCGGCGGCAAGUUGGUCGUGUACGGUGUGUACUCGAGCGCGGAACGUGUCUCGUGGCCCCCGUCCAAGAUCUUCGGCGACGAAAUUACCAUUCUCGGCUCCUUCUCUGAGACCUACAAGUUCCCUGCUGCCGUAGACUACCUGGAUUCCGGCAAGGUCAGGGUCGACGGCAUUGUUAACAAGGUGUUCAAGAUCGAGCAGUGGGAGGAGUGUCUUGAGUCGAUGCGUAACAAGACCGCCAUCAAGGCUGCCAUCACCUUUGACUAA